AAUUUAAAGAAGAUGGGUGUGCUUAUUACGAUAUUUGCUGUUAAAGUAUUCAUUUUCUGGCAUUAUUUCACUGGGAAAUCAACAACAUUCCAUUAUACAAAUCAUGGGAACAGCUCUUGCAUUAACCUAUAUGCCGUAAACAGAUCACUUCCCAUCAAAAUGCAAUCAGAUGCUGCCAUGUGGACUGCAGAACCUGUAGGACGCCUUGGAAACAAAAUGGGGGAGUAUGCAUCACUUUAUGCUCUGGCAAAGCUUAAUGGACACCAAGCAUACGUCUUACCAAAAAUGCAUAGUGAGCUAGGAAGGAUAUUUAAGAUAAAAUUGCCUGUUCUUCACCAGGAAAUUGCUGACCGGAUUAAAUGGAGGAUAUAUAAUCUGAAAGAUUGGAUGUUACCAGAAUAUUCCAAAAUUUCUGGACAAUACGUUAAAUUCUAUAGUACUCCGUGCUCAUGGACAUUCUAUCAUCACAUAAGGGAUGAGAUUCUACAAGAAUUCACUUUUCAAGACUAUAUUAAGGAAGAAGCAAAUUCAUACCUUGCAAACCUGAAAGGUAAUAGAACAAAUGUGACCUUUAUCGGAGUUCAUGUUCGCAGGGGGGACUAUAUAUGGAUCAUGCCUCAUCAAUGGAAAGGUGUGGUAGCUGACAAAAACUAUAUGCAAAAAGCUAUGGACUAUUUCAGAAAGAAGUAUGAUAACCCCCUCUUUGUGGUGACCAGUAAUGGGAUGGAUUGGUGUAAACAGAACAUUAAUACCUCUCUAGGAGAUGUACAUUUUGCUGGAGAUGGUGAGGAAGGUUCUCCUGCCCGUGAUUUUGCCCUCCUGGUGCAUUGUAACCACACCAUAAUGACCAUAGGGACAUUUGGCUAUUGGGCUUCAUACUUGGUUGGUGGUGAAACCAUCUAUCUUACAAACUACACUUUGCCAAACUCUACUUUCCUUCAAAGUUUCAAAUAUGAAGCCGCAUUCCUUCCAGAAUGGAUUGGAAUUCCCGCUGACCUGUCUCCACUGUUGAAAAAAGGAGAUCCUUAAUUUGCAGAUGUCAAA
Molecule: messenger RNA, 1044 nt
Organism: Rana temporaria (common frog)
Lineage: Eukaryota; Metazoa; Chordata; Amphibia; Anura; Ranidae
Product: galactoside alpha-(1,2)-fucosyltransferase 2-like
Exons: 1
Coding region: 13-1029 (338 amino acids)
Biological process (GO): carbohydrate metabolic process
Cellular component (GO): membrane
Molecular function (GO): galactoside 2-alpha-L-fucosyltransferase activity
Source: RefSeq, a predicted model, not a curated record